Molecule: messenger RNA, 2645 nt
Organism: Physeter macrocephalus (sperm whale)
Lineage: Eukaryota; Metazoa; Chordata; Mammalia; Artiodactyla; Physeteridae
Gene: PTPN9
Product: protein tyrosine phosphatase non-receptor type 9
Exons: 13
Coding region: 600-2381 (593 amino acids)
Biological process (GO): protein dephosphorylation
Molecular function (GO): protein tyrosine phosphatase activity
Source: RefSeq, a predicted model, not a curated record
GGGCUCGGGCGGACGCAGUGCGGCCGCAGCUCUGGCCUUAAGCCGGGAGGGGGGCGCGUUUCCCUCGCUCCCUCCCUCCCGUCACCGCGGCUUUUGAGGAACGGGGCUGAGAGGCUGCAGCGCAGGUCGCAGGGUCCCGCAUCCCCGAGGACUCCUGCAGGAGCCGGAGCGCCACCGAGGAAGCUGGACGCCGAGGAGGCCGGCGGCCUUCCGAAAAUUUCCCCCGCGGCCCUUCGUUCUGGGCUUAGAAAGUUCUCGAUUUCACGUUUCCUUUUUUUAAUCCCGAUUAGCUCCUCGCCUGCACUAUUUUUUUUUUUCCGGGAGAGGUGGGGGAGUGUGAGGAACGGAACGAAGAAAAUAAAAAAGGAUUUCCGCCCAGAAGAGAGCGACAGUUCUGAGAGCUUUUUCUUAAGGAAACAGAAGCGGCGUUUGCGGCCGCUGCGGGCGCCGGGCCCCGCCGGCCUAGCUAUGCGCGAGCCGGCUCCGGGCUGCUGAGGCGCGGGCACGCGGAAGCGGAGGCCCACCGCACCGGGCUCCCCGCGCUCCCAGGCGACUUCUGUCCGCCGGGCGGGAGCGGCGGCGGCGACGGCGGUGGCGGGAUGGAGCCCACGACCGCGCCCCAGCCCGACAUGGCGCCGGAGCUGACCCCGGAGGAGGAGCAGGCCACCAAGCAGUUUCUUGAAGAGAUUAACAAGUGGACAGUUCAGUACAACGUUUCCCCCCUCUCUUGGAAUGUGGCCGUCAAGUUCCUCAUGGCCCGGAAGUUUGAUGUGCUCCGUGCCAUAGAGUUGUUUCACUCCUACAGAGAAACACGAAGGAAGGAGGGCAUUGUGAAGCUGAAACCUCAUGAGGAACCUCUCCGUUCUGAGAUCCUUAGUGGAAAAUUUACCAUCUUAAAUGUUCGGGACCCAACAGGAGCCUCCAUUGCCCUCUUCACUGCCAGAUUACAUCAUCCCCACAAGUCAGUCCAACAUGUGGUACUUCAGGCUCUGUUUUACUUGCUAGACAGAGCUGUGGAUAGCUUUGAAACUCAGAGGAAUGGACUGGUGUUUAUCUAUGACAUGUGCGGUUCUAAUUAUGCCAACUUUGAGCUGGAUCUUGGCAAGAAAGUCCUAAACUUGCUGAAGGGAGCUUUUCCAGCUCGUUUGAAGAAAGUGCUGAUUGUGGGAGCACCCAUAUGGUUCCGAGUGCCCUAUUCCAUCAUCAGCCUCCUUCUGAAGGACAAAGUCCGGGAGAGGAUUCAGAUAUUAAAGACAUCUGAAGUCACCCAGCACCUGCCCAGGGAGUGCCUUCCAGAAAACCUGGGUGGGUACGUCAAAAUUGACCUCGCCACUUGGAAUUUCCAGUUUCUAUCCCAGAUGAAUGGCCACCCAGAUCCCUUCGAUGAGAUCAUCCUGUUCUCUCUCCCUCCGACCUUAGACUGGGACUCAGUGCAUGUCCCAGGUCCCCAUGCCAUGACCAUCCAAGAGUUGAUGGACUAUGUUAGCACCAGGCAAAAGCGGGGGAUAUAUGAGGAGUAUGAAGACAUCCGUCGUGAGAACCCUGUCGGCACUUUCCACUGUUCCAUGUCUCCAGGAAACCUAGAGAAGAACCGCUAUGGGGAUGUACCCUGCCUGGACCAAACUAGAGUGAAGCUGACAAAACGAAGCGGCCACGCUCAGACAGAUUACAUCAAUGCCAGUUUCAUGGAUGGCUACAAACAGAAGAAUGCUUACAUUGGGACACAAGGCCCUUUGGAGAAUACCUAUCGUGAUUUCUGGCUCAUGGUAUGGGAGCAAAAAGUCUUGGUGAUUGUCAUGACCACCCGCUUUGAGGAGGGCGGCAGGAGAAAGUGUGGCCAAUACUGGCCUUUAGAAAAAGACUCUCGGAUCCGAUUUGGCUUCCUCACAGUGACCAAUCUAGGCGUGGAGAAUAUGAACCAUUAUAAGAAAACAACGCUAGAAAUUCACAACACAGAGGAACGGCAGAAACGCCACGUGACCCACUUUCAGUUCCUGAGCUGGCCAGAUUAUGGUGUCCCUUCCUCGGCAGCUUCCCUUAUUGAUUUCUUGAGAGCCGUCAGGAACCAGCAGAGGCUGGCCGUCAGCAGCAUGGGAGCACGCUCCAAAGGGCAGUGCCCUGAGCCACCCAUAGUGGUCCAUUGCAGUGCAGGCAUUGGCAGGACAGGUACCUUCUGCUCAUUGGACAUCUGCCUGGCACAGCUGGAAGAGCUUGGCACCCUAAAUGUGUUCCAGACGGUGUCCCGCAUGAGGACCCAGAGGGCCUUCAGCAUCCAGACCCCUGAGCAGUACUAUUUCUGCUACAAGGCAAUCCUGGAGUUUGCAGAGAGGGAGGGCAUGGUGCCCUCCAGCCACAACCUCCUGGCCAUGGAGGGUCAGUAACUGUCCCACGAGCCUCCUAUCUGCUGCCCAGACUUCCUUAAACUACCCUGGACACCGCUGAGCCUAUAGGUUGCCAUCAGUUACACUGAAGCCAUGGACCAACCUCUUUCUUGUGUCUCCCGGCGCACGCGUGCACGCAAGGCAGCCUUUCCCUUUGGCUAGAUAGAUGUGGUGAAAUUGCCACUAGAAAGGGCCAGCAGCAAUGUGUUCUUAAUUCCUAGCACCUGCUAUCGAACUGUGCCUUAUUAAAACCAAAUUGUGGCU